GAGAGAUUAGCUAGGGGAGGGUUGAGUGAAAGCUACAGCAUGAUGCAGCAGUUUUGUAAAGAGGUUUCACUUUUGGUAAAUAAAUUUCUGCUGAAGUUUUAGUACCUUGCUUGCAUGAUACAACACCACUGCAGCCAAGGGCAGCUGGUGUCAGAAGUCCAUUCCCAUACAGACUGACCAAGGAACAGGGAAACACAAAGGAAGGUUACAAGACUCAACUGGUUUUUAACAAAAAAGAAAUAGUGACUGGCAAAACAGAAGGAAGUGCUCCAUUCAAGAGACUUUAAGGCCUGUUGGUGCAACUUCAGUGGAAGGGCCAAGAUGAGUUCACCCAGUGAUGCCAACAUGGAAGAGAUCUCUCUGGAGGAUGAGAACCGAGACACUGUAGAAUACAAAGUUCUCAUGGCCUAUGCCCAGCGACGACUCUCUGUGAGUAAAUACAGGCAACUUCUGGAAAGGGAGGCGAAGACCCAGAGGGGAUCACCUACAGAGAGAGGAGAAAGGGAAAAGAUCCCUCAAGCAAGUAAAGGUGAGACGCACCAAGAGCUGUCAAUCCAGGGCAAAGAGCCUGUGGUCCAAUGUAAAAAGCGAAGGAAGAAGUUCAUUUGGAAAUGCCUGCUGCUUCCCUCCUGUGCCAGAGGAGAAAGAGAGGAGGGCCCACAGGCCUUAGUCCCAAACCGAGACACGGUGAAUGGGUAUGUCUUAAAGAUGCCACUGGCAAUCCGGACAACAGAUACGUAUUCUCCAAAGGAGGAAGGUGGGGCAGAGGUUUUCCUCCACAUUGCGGACAGACUUGCUGAGAUAGUUAGUUCCCGAUUGCCCCCAGCUCCCGAUCAAGCGCAAUUCAGAGCGCUAGACUGCACUCCCGGCCUAGAAGUAGACAGUGGACAGCUCAAAUUCCCUCCACAGGAGGGAGGUGAAAAAGAUGAAGAAGAGAGGAUAAUAGAAACAAUAGUUGCACUGUUAAGACAAACAGGGGAUAAACUGGAAGAAACGAUAAAACAGGACAAAACUUUCUACUGCUGCAUCACGAAGAUGCUCUCCUAUUCCUUCUUCAAGAAACUCACUGAUCAGUACCUGGAGGAAGUCCCACAAGGUUCCACCAAGGAGACGGAAGACAAAAUACAAUGCACCAAAGCUGCCUUUGCGAUGGAAGUUACGACCAGACUUACCGCCGUGGACAACCACCCAAUGAAUGCGGUUCUGGGGUUUGGAGUGAAGUACCUCAAAGAACAUUUUAGCCCUUGGAUUCAGACCCAUGGUGGAUGGGAAAAAGCCAUGGAAUUGUUGGACCAGGAAGAAGUAGAAUAAACCUUGAGCAGAUUCACUCUCCAGGGCAUUUAAUGGCCUUGGCCAGGCAGACAGGUAGCUUUACAACAGUGCAAUGCCAGAGUGACUUGAAAGAGGAUGACUGAGGAGGAGAGGGCAAGGACACUGAGGUCCUUUAAAGGAAGGAAGUGUGAUUACUCUUCAAACCUUCUGUUAAUGUGAAAAGUAAAUCAACAUGUAGGAAAAUAAGACUAGCUCCUUUUCUCAGGGCAAGUAAAUACCUCACUGGCGCUAGUGGGACACCAUGUGGCUUAUCUGACUUCAGAUGCCUUUUUAAGCACUUUCAUGGACGUAUCUUAAGGUUCAGGUGGAAAAUACCAAUGUGUAUAAUCAAUGCCAAGAAACCCGUGAGUGUAACCGAGCUACAGCUUCAAGACUUGAUUUUUUUUUAUGUGCUCUGAACCCACUUAUGGGGCUGGGUUUUUCCACAGAGGUUAUCAGGUUAAAUGCGGCAUGUGCUUUUCAGCAGCUGGCCUUUACUGCCACCAUUUCCCCACUUACAAUUACCUUGUCUCUUGCUCCUGCCAUAUACAGGAACCUGGAUACAGGCCCAUCCACUCUGUCUCCCACUCCCUGUCCAAUUGGACCCUGUAAAUGAGCAACCCCAUUGAUUGUGGUGGACUCUGUCCUCCUAAGCAUUAAUUUGGUUAGUAGUCCAGAAAAUACUAGUAUUGUGAAGGCCAAGUAAUUCACGGAAUUUAAAUUGACCUUUGAAUAGCAAGGAAAUUUAGCCCGGUAGAUUAGGUAAAAGGUAGAUUAGGAAAACAUCUGAUGAAACAGUUAGUAACCAGAUUUGGAACUUUGACCAGUGAGAAGGAGCAAUAUAACUAUAGUGCCUGACUCCAACUCUUAUAAUGGAGAGAAUAAAUAUACAAGGGAUGUGGCAUUUAGAUGAAGCACAACUGCCAGUGAAACCACUCCCAUUCCUGUUCCUUGAGCUGUAGCCCACAAGGCUGACACUUAACUGGAAAGGGGAGAAAUUUGGAACACUAACUGAAGUUGCAAAAUCCUGGAGUUCCCUGCAUUAUUCUCCAAAUAGUUACACUUUGUUGAAAGACUCUCCCUUUAUAUCUCCUCAUUCUCCAUUC
Molecule: messenger RNA, 2417 nt
Organism: Pelodiscus sinensis (Chinese soft-shelled turtle)
Lineage: Eukaryota; Metazoa; Chordata; Testudines; Trionychidae
Gene: BCL2L14
Product: BCL2 like 14
Biological process (GO): regulation of extrinsic apoptotic signaling pathway
Source: RefSeq, a predicted model, not a curated record